UGAUUUACUUCCUUCAGUGUUGUUGAAUUGGGAGAUUGGGUGGUGAUUUCUCAAAGUGUAGCAGGAAAAAACUUGUCAUUGCUAAAAUCGCUGGCAUCAACUAACUGCAAGUUUCUGGCUGGAAGGGAGCAGUCCAGGAGAGAGUAGUAGACAUGCUGAUGAAGCUCCAGCUCUCCCUGUUGAUCGUCCUUCUUGCCUGUGGCUUCCUCUACCAGUUCACCCUGAAGUCCAGCUGCCUCUUUCCCUUCCUGCCUCCCUACAAGUCCCAGCAAGGGCUGGAAGCCCUCCUGGGCCAUGGGCGCAGCAUCGUGUUCCUAGAGACCUCUGAGAGAACAGAGCCAUCACCGCUGGUCUCCUGUGCUGUGGAGUCUGCGGCCAAGGUUUACCCUGAGCAGCCUGUGCUGUUGCUUUUGAAGGGUCUCACCAAUUCCACGCAGCUGCUCUCAAACUCCACGUCCCCAGCCCUUUCCCUCCUCUCAGCCAUAGACAAUGUUUUCCUCUUCCCUUUGGAUAUGAAAAGCUUGUUUGAAGACACACCGUUGUUUUCCUGGUACACUCGAAUCAACAGCAGUGCAGAGAGAAACUGGCUCUACGUCAGCUCAGAUGCAUCCCGCCUGGCCAUCAUCUGGAAGUAUGGCGGUGUCUACAUGGACAGCGAUGUCAUCUCCAUCAGACCCAUCCCUGAAGAGAACUUUCUAGCUGCACAGGAGUCUAAGUUCUCUAGUAAUGGGGUGUUUGGAUUCCUUCCCCACCACCCUUUCCUGUGGGAGUGCAUGGAAAACUUUGUGGAAAAUUACAAUUCGGAUAUUUGGGGUCACCAGGGUCCCUACUUGAUGACAAGGAUUUUGAGAGUAUGGUGUAAACUCAGAGACUUCCAGGAGGUGAGCGACCUCAGGUGUAUGAACCUGUCCUUCCUACACCCCCAAAGAUUUUAUCCCAUCUCAUACCCAGCGUGGAAGCGCUACUACGAAGUCUGGGACACAGAGCCGAGCUUCAAUGACUCCUACGCCCUGCAUCUGUGGAACCACAUGAACCGCGAAGGGAGGGCUGUGGUUAGAGGAAGCAAUACACUAGUGGAAAACCUCUACCGUAAGUACUGUCCCAGGACUUACAGGGACCUGCUUCAAGGUCCAGAGGAGUCGGUGACUUGGGAGUGGGAUCCAGGUAACAAAUAGAGGCAACACUGGGUUGCUGCUGCUAUAUUGUGGAACUGGCCACUUCCUGGAGUGCCAGACUUUCGCCUGAUCUCCACUUUCCCCAUGGGUGUGGAGGCUCACCCAUGUAUCAGUCACAGUUACAAGUUUCCACAUCAUUUUAUGGAAAAACUAUUAGAACUAAGAAAUGCAUUCAGUAAAGUUACAGAAUCAAUACAUAAAAAUCAGCUGCAUUUCUAACAACUAACCCUGGAACUAUCAGAAAGAAAACAUUCUUAUUGACAACUGCAUCAAAAAGAACAGAACACCUGGGAAUUAAUUUAACCAAGGGUAUGAAAGAAAACCUGCACAUUGUGAGUUCCUGUCAUGGCCCAGCAGAAAGGAAUCUGACUAGCAUCCAAGAGGACACAGGUUCGAUCCCUGGCCUUGCUCAGUGGGUUAAGAAUCCGGUGUUGCCAUGAGCUGUGGUGUAGGUAGCAGACUCCCCUCAGAUCCCAAGUUGCUGCUACAGCUGCAGUAGUCCAAUUUGACCCCUAGCCUGUGAACCUCCACAUGCCUCGGGUGUGGCCCUAAAAAGCCA
Messenger RNA from Phacochoerus africanus (Common warthog), 1734 nucleotides. It is a transcript of the gene A4GNT, whose product is annotated as alpha-1,4-N-acetylglucosaminyltransferase. Gene Ontology annotation, molecular function: acetylglucosaminyltransferase activity. Lineage: Eukaryota; Metazoa; Chordata; Mammalia; Artiodactyla; Suidae. The coding region runs from base 153 to 1175 and encodes 340 amino acids. Gene Ontology annotation, biological process: protein O-linked glycosylation. The transcript is spliced from 3 exons. The record is from RefSeq and is a predicted model, not a curated record.